Coprinopsis cinerea okayama7#130 is the source of this 1773-nucleotide messenger RNA. RefSeq lists its product as hypothetical. The transcript has 2 exons. The record is from RefSeq and is a predicted model, not a curated record. NCBI's taxonomy places the organism in Eukaryota, Fungi, Basidiomycota, Agaricomycetes, Agaricales, Psathyrellaceae. Bases 1 to 1773 code for a protein of 590 amino acids.
AUGCCUUUGCCAACGGAAGUGGAGACGCUCAGGGACACAAUUGCUCGCUUCGACGCCCGAAUUCAGGCCCUCGAAACUGAACUCCAAGAGUUGAAGGAUGCUACGAGCAAAGCGGGUGGGAAGCAAGGUUUGGGAUGGGCAGUGCGGAUUGCCCAUGUGUGCAGUCGCUGGAGAACGGUGGCUUUGGACUGCUCGACCUUGUGGGGCUACCUGAGCAGUUCGCAGUCCCCGGAAUGGCUGGAUGCCAUGAUUUCCCGGUCAAAGGAAUCUCCACUCUCGAUACACGUCGACGUACCUUCCCAUCACACACAAGCGACAAGGAUAUCGCAAUCAAAGUUGCGAAAGAUCCUGAAGCAAACGCAUCGUCUCCAGCAUAUUUCGCUCACCUCGGGACCCCUUCGUCUUCAUGCCAUGCUCAAAGGCCUCGUCGCACCACUCCCACUCCUGGAAACUGCGACAAUAGUCAGUGUCAACCCUUAUUCGUCCAACAUCGACCUCGACGACGAACGUUACGCGUACUCUGACGCCAGAUCCUCCGCCAUACCAGAUGGUAUAUUUGGAAAAGGUGUUCCCAAGCUACAGACCCUGUCAUUCAUCGGAUGUAUCCCGUCUUUUGGCACAUCACCCCCACAUUUUCCAACUCUGACAAACUUCAGCAUCGUAUCUGCCAAGAUCGACGGCGAUGACUGCCCGCCGUUACAGAUGAGCCCGCUCACUUUCAAUCAGCUCAUCCUGGCUGUCUCCAUGAUGCCAGCACUUCAAAGCCUUGAUAUUGGAUGGCCUGAAUUUCGCCGAUCGCCGGAAAACCUCCCUUUCGUUUCCGCUCCGAUUCCCCUACCCCAUCUCAACCAUUUGCGUCUUGAGGUUCCAUGUCAACAUGCCGCGAACUUCCUCUCCCAACUCCACCUCCCGGGGUCAAUGGUCUUGGUUCUCGAAUGCAGAAACACCUAUGAAGACUCGCUUCUGCACCUUGGAAGAGCGCUAGCCUCUUCUUGGAUAUCCCUCCCACUAUCUUCCCCCCAAAGCCCGUUUUCUCAGCUUCCCAUCGACCAGCUAGAUAUAGCAUAUGCAUCAGGAGUUCCGAAAUUCCACAUAAGUGGUUCUGCAGUCCAGUCCGCCCCAGAUCAAGAGAAGAUCGUGGCUUCGUUCUCAAUGACGUUCGCAGCGUCUUGGUCCUGGAGCGCGCCCCUCACCCGCCUCGCCCUUUCGCCAUGGCCAACUACCCAAGUGGAAUCUCUCUCCAUCUUCCAACAGCGGAAAGAUAUUACCAUCAUUCGGGAGGUUCUCCUCAAACCCUUUCCCUCAGUUUACACGGUCGACGUCGAAGGUCAGGCAGUCGAAUACCUGCGCUCUUACCUUCGGUCAGAUCCCGCUUUGAACAUGGCACCAGAACUUCCCAGAUCAGAAAGUCCACGACUUCAGACCGCACCCAGCUCGUCGAAGGAAGCAAUCCAGCCUCGUCGACGCCCCCAUCAUUUACCCAAUCUCGCAGAACUGUCGAUUUCGAAUAGCUGGAUGACUCUGCACUCGAAGGAAGGGGAUACCCAGUGGUUCUAUGAUUAUUUGGAAUCCAUCGGGGAGUUGCUCGAGCGCAGAGCGGCACUUGGAAGUUCUCUUGAUCUUCUUCGAGUCCUCCGUUGCACGGCCCCACCCGCGGGGGAGGUGGAGAAGCUGAAAAGAGUUGUAGCGCGUGUGGAAUUUUGGCCUGAUGUGCCAGAGCCAGUCUGGCAUGAGGGAGCAGACGCGUAUGGGCAGAGCUGGGAUGCACUGUGA